Messenger RNA from Syzygium oleosum, 1077 nucleotides. RefSeq names its product putative DNA glycosylase At3g47830. Gene Ontology annotation, biological process: base-excision repair. The record is from RefSeq and is a predicted model, not a curated record. Gene Ontology annotation, molecular function: catalytic activity. Lineage: Eukaryota; Viridiplantae; Streptophyta; Magnoliopsida; Myrtales; Myrtaceae. The coding region runs from base 39 to 980 and encodes 313 amino acids. The transcript has 4 exons.
CCUCCUCCUCCUCCGGCGGCGCUUCCCGGGCAAAAAAAAUGCAGACGCAGCGAAAGAGGAAGCUCCAGGACCGCCGCCCGCGCUCAACCUCCCUCCCGAGCAAAUCUCCAACACAAUCCUCUAAACCCAUCCACGACGGCGAUCCGUACCAAACCCACCAUCGACCCACGCCCGAGGAAUGCCGGGCGGUCCGGGACGAUCUCUUGGCCCUCCACGGCUUCCCGCGAGAGUUCUCCAGGUACCGAGAGCAGAGGCAACGGAAACUGGGUCUCGUCGUCGAGGACGAAGGCGAGGGUCGCGAACAGAGCGAGGCGGAGACGGCGCUCGCCGGUGAAGAGGAAGCGGAGGAGGAAGAGAGCGUCCUGGAUGGUCUGGUGAAGACCGUGCUGUCGCAGAACACGACCGACGUCAACUCUCAGAGGGCUUUCGCUUCCCUCAAGUCUGCUUUUCCCUCCUGGGAAGAUGUUCUUGCUGCCGAAUCAACAUGUAUAGAGGAUGCCAUAAGAUGCGGAGGUCUAGCCCCAACAAAAGCAGCUUGCAUUAAGAACAUUUUGACUUGCUUGCUAGAGAAAAGGGGCAAACUAUGCUUGGAAUACUUGCGGGAUCUCUCGGUUGGUGACAUUAAGGCUGAGUUAUCCCUUUUCAAAGGCAUUGGUCCGAAGACGGUGGCUUGUGUCUUGAUGUUCCAUCUUCAGCAAGAUGAUUUCCCAGUGGAUACACAUGUCUUCGAGAUUGCAAAGACUAUUGGAUGGAUCCCAACUACAGCUGACAGAAACAAAGCGUAUCUCCAUCUCAACCAACGGAUUCCAAGCGAGCUUAAAUUUGAUUUGAAUUGCCUCUUGUUCACUCAUGGUAAGAUGUGCCACAGAUGCGGCAAAAGAAAGGAUAGCCAGCAAUGUGGCAAAAGGAAGGAUAGCCAGCACAGGGAGGAAUCUCCCGGCAAAGCUUGUCCUCUACUGAACUACUGUAAGAAUUCAUAGCACAAGCCACUUUGCAAAUGGCAAUCAUGGUUUUUCAAUCUUUCAAUUUCUGUAUCUUAUGUCUUCCUCUUCAUUGACAAUGCCUCUUUUGGUUUCA